Messenger RNA from Lodderomyces jiufengensis, 1704 nucleotides. It is a transcript of the gene DPS1-1, whose product is annotated as aspartate--tRNA ligase. The record is from RefSeq and is a predicted model, not a curated record. The transcript has a single exon. Gene Ontology annotation, biological process: aspartyl-tRNA aminoacylation. NCBI's taxonomy places the organism in Eukaryota, Fungi, Ascomycota, Pichiomycetes, Serinales, Debaryomycetaceae. Gene Ontology annotation, molecular function: aspartate-tRNA ligase activity; RNA binding; ATP binding. Gene Ontology annotation, cellular component: aminoacyl-tRNA synthetase multienzyme complex; cytosol; cytoplasm. Bases 1 to 1704 code for a protein of 567 amino acids.
AUGUCAGCUUCUGAAAAAUUAGGAGAGUUAUCAAUUAAUGAGAAACCAACUGAAAGUCCAGUUGAACAAACUUCAGCAUCACAAGAAGAAGUUGUAUUAGGAGAAGAUGGACAACCAUUAUCUAAAAAAGCUUUAAAAAAAUUACAAAAAGAAAAAGAAAAACAAGCUAAAAAAGCAGAAAGAGAAGCUCAGUUAGCUAAAGAAAAACAAGCAAAAGAACAAGAAGCAGCAAAUGAUCCAGCAAAAUCAAAUUAUGGGAAAUUACCAUUAAUUAAUUCGUCAACUAAAACUAACACCAAAAGAAUUCAAAUUUCAGAUUUAUCAGCUGCAAAUGAUGGAGAAACUGUUGUAUUUAGAGCAAGAAUUCACAAGACUAGACAACAAGGUGCAACAAUGGUUUUUUUAACAUUAAGACAACAAACCAAUUUAAUACAAGCACUUUUGAAAACCAAUAAGGAAACUGAUUCAAACGCCAUAUCAAAACAAAUGGUAAAAUGGGCAGGUAGUAUUAGUUUGGAAAGUAUUGUAUUAGUUGAAGGAAAAGUAUCAAAAGUUGAAGAAUUAGUCAAAUCAGCAACUGUUCAAGAUGCUGAAAUUCAUAUUACAAAAAUAUUCACAAUACAAGAAACUCCUGAACAAUUACCAUUAUUAAUUGAAGAUGCUUCAAGAACUGAACAAGAAGCUGAGGAAUUAGGUUUACCAGUUGUUAAUUUAGAUACAAGAUUAGAUUCAAGAGUCAUUGAUUUAAGAACUCCAACAAAUCAAGCCAUUUUUAAAAUUCAAUCAGGAGUUUGUCAAUUAUUUAGAGAAUUUUUAAACAAGAAGGGAUUCGUUGAAAUACAUACUCCAAAAAUUAUUGGUGCUGCAUCAGAAGGUGGAUCAAAUGUUUUUGAAAUUAAUUAUUUUAAAGGUUCUGCCUUUUUAGCUCAAUCACCACAAUUAUAUAAGCAACAAUUAAUUGCAGGAGAUUUUGAGAAAGUAUUUGAAAUUGCUCCAGUUUUCAGAGCUGAAAAUUCAAAUACUCAUCGUCAUAUGACUGAAUUUACUGGGUUGGAUUUAGAAAUGGCAUUUGAAGAACAUUAUGAUGAAGUAUUAGAAGUAUUAGAAGAAUUAUUUGUAUUUAUUUUUACAGAAUUGAAAAAUAGAUAUGGAAAAGAAAUCGAAACUGUAAGAAGACAAUUCCCGGUUGAAGAAUUUAAAAUUCCAAAAGAUGGUAAGAUGGUCAAAUUACAUUUUAAAGAAGGUAUUGAAAUGUUAAGACAAGCAGGUAAAGAAGUUGAUGAUUUUGAAGAUUUAUCUACAGAAAAUGAAAAAUUAUUAGGUUCAUUAGUUCGUGAAAAAUAUGAUACUGAUUUUUAUAUUUUGGAUAAAUUCCCAUUAUCAGUAAGACCAUUUUAUACAAUGCCAGAUGCUGAAAAUCCAAAAUAUUCUAACUCAUAUGACUUCUUUAUGAGAGGUGAAGAAAUUUUGUCUGGUGCUCAACGUAUUCAUGAUCCAGAAUUAUUAAAAGAAAGAAUGAGAACACAUGAAGUUGAUCCUAACGUUCCUGGUUUAAACGAUUAUGUUGAUGCUUUUAUUUAUGGUUGUCCUCCUCAUGCUGGUGGUGGUAUUGGAUUAGAAAGAGUUGUUAUGUUCUUUUUAGAUUUAAAAAAUAUUCGUCGUGCUUCUUUAUUCCCAAGAGAUCCAAGAAGGUUAAGACCAUAA